Brenthis ino (lesser marbled fritillary) is the source of this 3096-nucleotide messenger RNA. NCBI's taxonomy places the organism in Eukaryota, Metazoa, Arthropoda, Insecta, Lepidoptera, Nymphalidae. The record is from the annotation of a GenBank genome assembly.
AUGUCUGAUUCCAACCCAUUUGCUGGUCUGUUAGGAGUGUCAGAAGUUAAAUCUUCAAAUAACCAGGAAGCUAAUGAAAGCCCAGAGCUAUUAAAUAAGAACCAAUCACAGGAGAAUGAGAAAAUCAAAACAAUAAAUAGUAUUGUUGAAGAUGUUUUCCACUUCACCAUAAAUCCCAAUGCAGUGAAAGGAGAAGCAGAUAGGCAGUUGGUGUAUCUUGAAGAACUAGCCCAAGCCUUGAACCCACGAAUAUACAUUGAUUUGGAAGCUUUGGAACAAGCUCUCUUUGAGCGAUUACUGUUACAAGAUAUAGAACAAAGUGUUAUACCUAAAUCUAUCACAAGUUUUAAGGAUCAUGUCAUCCAAAAAAACGUAUUUCCAUAUUUAUUUAGUUCUAUGGAGAACAUCCAAAGCUACAAUCUUAGUGAAAAACCAUAUAUUAAAAAUGCAUUAGAUAAAAUGAUGGAACUUAUAUUUCGAAAUGCGGUAACAGCACUUAAACAACCUGCCUUAUUUGAAGGACAAGACUUUUCUUUCCAACUAGUAGCUAUCUUGCAACAUGGUGGUCUUCAAAGUCAUACAUUUUUUAAUGACUUGAUCAAAGCAUUUGUAUCUGAUGGGGAUAGUGAGUGUCAAUCACAGUUAAAGGAAACAAUGAUACCUGUUCUACAAAGAAUUCAUACAGAUAUAAAUAAUUCUAAUUUAAUCAAUUUACCAAUAUAUAUUUUACCAUCAAUACAACUUUUUGCAAGCAAUCCAAACUUAGCUCCUAUAUUAAUGGAUGCUUGUGAGCCGAAGAUGGAAAGUCAUGGAAGGAAAUAUCAAGACACUGUAAUUGGUGCCCUAUUAAAUCUCUCGGUACUACCUCGGACAGGAACAGCAUUACAUGAAUUUUUUGAAAAUCCCUUGGAUCAGGCAGUUACUUCGCUUAUAGAAAGUUCAGUUUGGAAUGCAACAUCACAUCUUACAAACAACAUGCACAAAAUAUUCUUAGCCCUAUUAAGAGGUGGAGCACAACUAAAAAAUAGAUUAUUAUCAUGGAUCGGGAAAUGUUUAAAAUCCAAUGUUGCAAGAGGAAAGUUAUGGAAUGUUCAGGCUGGUGAAAUGAGUACUACAACAUUGACUUGUGUAUCUGAUGGUUUCAUGGUGAACCUUGGUGCGGUGCUGUUGCAUCUGUGCCAACCAUUUUGCACGAAAGCAGAUGAUCCAAAGGCAUUAAAGAUUGAUCCCACUUAUGGUGCAGUAACACCUGAAGAGUGUGCUGCUAAAUCAGUACAUCUGGAUUGCCUAUAUAAUGAAACUUGCUUACUACCACCGCGGGAAACUGAAGAUGGGCAGACUAUUAAGCGGCCCACUGCUGAUACAUACACCUUUGUUACUGAAUGUUUUUAUAUGACCCAUAAAUGCAUCGAUCUAGGUGUACGAGUGUGCGCAGAGAAGCUGUAUCGCACGGGGCAGGAACUAGGGCGCGCGCAGCGGGCGCUGGCCGACGUGGCCGCCGCGCACCACAUGCUCGACCCGCUGCGCCAGCGCGCGCGCUUUCUCAUGACCAAGUUCGUGAGUCUCCGCUGCGCGCUGCUGGAGAGUGAGAUGCUGACCAACCUGCACCGGCUGCAGGCGACCACGUGCACGUGGCUGGUGCAGGUGGCGGUGCGCGCGGACGCCGGCCCGCGCGCCGCCUACAUGCCCGCCACGCUCAUGGAGCUGACCAUACCCGUCACCACGCCUCCACCCGAUACCUUGAGAUGCGUCCCGGAGUUCGUGUUGGAGAACAUAGUGGUGCUGAUCACGAUGGCGCGGCGCACGGUGGGCGCCAUCACGGACGAGGCGGACACGGCGGGCCUGCUGCAGCCCGCGCUCACGCUCGUGCUCACCUUCAUGGGCGACUCCACGCGCACAUACAACCCGCAUCUGAGAGCUCGUCUAGCGGAAUGCCUCGAGGCGAUGUUGCCCAACCACCCAGAUGACCAACAGCCGCUUAGCAAUAUGGCUUCCUUUUAUAGGGAACAGUUGUUUAAAGAACAUCCACAUAGGCUACAGCUCGUCCCCUGCCUUCUGGACGUGUUCGUGGGGAUCGAAAUGACAGGGCAGAGCGUACAAUUUGAGCAAAAGUUUAACUACCGCCGUCCUAUGUAUCUCGUCAUGGACUUUUUGUGGAACAGUGAAGAACAUAGAGAGGCUUUCACACGCCUGGCAAAGGAAGCAGAAGCGAACAUGGAGGCGGUACAUCCACCAUUAUUCCUCCGUUUCGUCAACCUGUUGAUUAACGACGCUAUCUUCCUGUUGGACGAGGCCCUCGGCAACAUGGCGCAGAUACGCACCAUGCAGACAGCGCAAGAGUCCGGUGCGUGGGCGUCGCUGCCGGCGCAGGAGCGCGAGCAGAACCUGGCCAACCUGUCGCACGUGGGCAUGCUGGCGCGCUUCGACAACAUCCUGGGCCGCGACACCGUGCGCACGCUGGUGCGCCUCGCCGCGCACGCGCCCUACGUCUUCUGCCACCCCACACUGGUGGAGCGCAUCGCCUCCAUGCUCAACUACUUUUUACUGCAUCUUGUGGGACCCAAUAAGAAAAAUUUUAAGGUGAAAGAUAUGAAGGAGUUCGAGUUCGAGCCCGCGAACACGGUGCUCGACAUCUGCCGCAUGUACGUGGAGCUGGGCGGCAACCAGCGCUUCUGCGCCGCCGUGUCCGACGACGGCCGCUCGUACUCGCCGCAGCUGUUCACCCUCGCCGAGGCUGUGUUGGUACGUAUCGGCGGUGGCGGUUUAAUCACAUCGCUGCAAGAGGUAGCGUCUCGAGUGGCGCUCUUCGCUGAGCAACGCCAGCGGGAUGAAGAGAUCCUCGCGAAUGCUCCCGAAGACUUCCUCGACCCCAUCAUGAGCACCAUCAUGCUGGAUCCCGUCAUCUUGCCCAGCUCGAGGACCACUGUGGACCGGACUACUAUUGCUAGGCAUCUACUAAGCGAUCAGUCGGACCCGUUCAACCGUUCUCCUCUUUCAAUGGACCAAGUAACGUCGAACACCGAGCUGAAAGAGAGGAUACACGCGUGGAUUGCUGAAAAAAAACAAAACUUGGUGCAGCCCACGUCAAGUUCUACC